CACCCUGCAUUCACAACAAUAAUCUCUCUCUUCGCUCUUCAUUUCAUUUCUCUCUCAAUCAUUCUCUGCUCUUUUUACUCCCAUCGUCCAAUCAUCACUUUCUCUCCAAUUAGAGAGAGAACUUGUAGUCAUUAGCAGUAACAAGGAAGUGCACACAACAAAUUCUCUUUCUUUACGUCUCUUCCUUUCUUCCUCUUCUGCUUCUGCUGCUGCUUCUUCCUUGUCGCUCUAUGCGUGAUCUUGAAGAGCUCAAUUUGUCGUGGUUCAGUUAAUCUUUGCUUCAUUUUAUUUGUCUCAUUCAGAUUUCCUUUUUCUUAACUGGAGUAGAUCUUUAUCAAGUUCCCCCCUUCUUUGGUGGGUGUCGUUUUGUCUCACUGUAGAAAGGUGAUGCGAUGAAGCAGUCGCCAAAUACUUUCUCUCCGGCUCCUGCCAAUAAUCCUCCGGUGAAUCUAUGCAAGGAAGUGGGAAGCAGAGCAUUGGGAAUUUUAUCCGGAUCUGACAGCUACAAUUCUCCAAGUGAUGCUACCCUUUUUUCUAGCUCAUUACCCGUGCUUCCGCAUGAAAAGCUGAAUUUGAAUGAUACAGAAUGUAGUCAUCAGUCUAUUGAUGAUGCCUCAUCUAGUUUAGAUAAUCUUCGAAAAGACGAGGAUGUGGAGGGUAGUGAUUUACUUGAAGAUGUUGAAACUCAUGCAAUCGGAAGUUUGCUUCCUGAUGAUGAGGAUGAGCUUUUAGCUGGCAUCAUGGAAGAUUUUGACCUUAGUAGACUGCCUGGUUCAUUGGAGGACUUGGAAGAUUAUGAUCUCUUUAGUAGUGGAGGAGGUAUGGAACUUGAAAAUGAUCCACAAGAGAGCCUGAGCAUGUGCAUCUCAAAGGUAAAUAUAUCUGAUGGUGUCAUUGGGAAUGGGAUGCAUCAUUAUGGUCUUCCAAAUGGUGUGGGAACAGUUGCUGGAGAACAUCCCUAUGGUGAACAUCCUUCAAGAACUUUAUUUGUUAGAAAUAUUAAUAGUAAUGUUGAAGACAUAGAACUCAGAACUCUCUUUGAGCAAUAUGGCGACAUUAGAACUCUCUACACGGCAUGUAAACAUAGGGGUUUUGUGAUGAUAUCUUAUUAUGAUAUUCGUGCCGCUAGAACUGCUAUGCGUGCGUUGCAAAACAAGCCUUUACGACGGAGGAAACUUGAUAUUCACUUCUCAAUUCCUAAGGACAAUCCAUCAGACAAGGAUAUCAAUCAAGGAACCCUGGUUGUUUUUAAUCUGGAUCCAUCAGUCUCAAAUGAAGACCUCCGGCAAAUAUUUGGGGCUUAUGGAGAAGUCAAAGAGAUAAGGGAAACACCUCAUAAGAGGCACCAUAAGUUUAUUGAGUUUUAUGAUGUGAGAGCAGCUGAAGCGGCACUUAAGUCGCUAAAUAGAAGUGACAUAGCUGGUAAACGCAUAAAGCUUGAACCUAGCCGCCCUGGUGGUGCGCGGCGAAACUUGAUGUUGCAACUGAAUCAAGAGCUUGAACAAGAUGAAUCCCGGAGUUUCUGGCCCCCAGUGGGUUCACCAAUAACCAACUCUCCACCAGGUAACUGGGCACAGUUCAACAGUCCCAGGGAACAUAGUCCAUUGCAAAGCACUAGCAAAUCCCCUGUUUUCAGGAAUUUAAGCCCAACUGGCAACCAUUUGCCCGGGCUCGCUUCAGUUCUUCAUUCUCAAGUAUCAAAUUCUGUGAAAGUUGCACCUAUCGGCAAAGACCAAGGAAGGGGUAGUCUCCGGGAGCAUACAUUUGCAAACAUGAAUUCAGCCCAAGGAGCUGCAUUCCAACUAUCGCAUUCAUUGCCCGAGUCAAAGUUGAAUCAAUACCAUGGAAGUAUGUCAUCCUUUGGUGGUCCUUCAACAUCUAAUGGAUCUGUUGUGGAAACAUUGUCUGGCCCACAGUUUCUCUGGGGAAGCCCAAAUGCGUACACAGAUCGUGCCACUUCAUCUGCCUGGACAACACCAUCUAUGGGCAAUCCAUUCUCAUCCAAUGCAAAUGGUCAUGGCUUGUCAUACAUGGGUCGACAUGGUUCUUUGCUUGCCUCAUCCCAAAACCAUCAUCAUGUUGGUUCUGCUCCAUCUGGGGUUCCUUUGAAGAGGCACUUUGGAUUUUUCCCGGAGUCACCAGAUACCUCAAUCAUGAGUUCUGUCGCAUUUGGAGGCAUGGGUUUGGGACAUAAUGAUGGAAGUUUCAUGAUGAAUAUGGGUGCUCAUGGGCCCAUGAAUACUGGUGUUACCAUUCCAAGAAAUAUUUCUGAAAAUGGUUCAAGUUACAGAAUGAUGUCUUCACCAAGGCUAAAUCCUGUAUUUUUAGGUAAUGGCCCAUACCCUGGAUUAGCAACCACCAGCAUGGAGGGUUUUCCUGAGCGCGGGCGGAGUCGACGGGUUGAGAAUAAUGGGAACCAAGUAGAUAGCAAGAAACAGUUUCAGCUGGACUUGGAUAAAAUUAUCAGUGGGGAAGAUACUCGGACAACCUUAAUGAUAAAAAAUAUCCCGAACAAAUACACCUCAAAGAUGUUGCUGGCUGCCAUUGAUGAAAGUCACAGGGGCACUUAUGAUUUUUUGUACUUGCCAAUUGAUUUUAAGAAUAAAUGCAAUGUGGGUUAUGCAUUCAUCAAUAUGCUCUCUCCUUCACAUAUCAUUCCAUUUUACGAGGCAUUUAAUGGUAAGAAGUGGGAGAAGUUUAACAGUGAGAAAGUUGCGUCUUUGGCAUAUGCUCGAAUCCAAGGGAAGGCAGCCCUUGUGACCCACUUUCAGAAUUCAAGCUUAAUGAAUGAAGAUAAGCGCUGCCGUCCAAUUCUGUUCCAUUCAGAGGGGCAGGAGGCAGGCGAUCAGAUUGUACUGGAGCAUUUACCCUCCAGCAGUUUGAACAUCGAGUUCCGUCAGCCAGAUGGCUCACAAUCUGGAGAUUCGCCAGGAAGCCCUACAAUGGAUGGCUCUGGUGAGAAAUCAGAUAAAAGUUAACAAUUUGUUGGAAGGAGAAGAGAUGGCCUACGGCUUUAGAUGAUGGUGGCUGUGGGUGCUAACCUCUGCGUAUAUAUUUCAAGUGUAUAAAUUUAGGAUAAAGUUUAGAAAAGAAUGCUUUUGCAGAUUUGACAGUCUUUAGUGACAGCUUUAAAAGAAGCAACCAGAGCAUUUUGGUGUCUAUGCUGAUCAGUGAUUUACUGUAGUUGAUGGAGGAGAACAAAAGUGGGCAGAAGUGAGGUCUCUUGCUGUUGACUGCACAGAACACCGACUUGUGCAUGAUUUCUCUCCAGGAACCAUUUUUGUUUUCUGGGAUAUGGAUGUCAUAACUUAUUCUGAAAAUAUGAGUUGUAUAGUCUUUGGGGUUUUCAGAUUUUUGAGGGUCGAUGGUGUAACAUUGGAAUUUUCACAGAAUUGUAUAGAUUGUGAGAUCGACUCUUUUGGAGUUGCUCUCAUAAAAUUGUUCUCGAAAUAGAAUUUCAUCGCAUGGUAUAUUAAA
Messenger RNA from Manihot esculenta (cassava), 3477 nucleotides. Its product is annotated as protein MEI2-like 5. NCBI's taxonomy places the organism in Eukaryota, Viridiplantae, Streptophyta, Magnoliopsida, Malpighiales, Euphorbiaceae. Gene Ontology annotation, molecular function: RNA binding. The transcript is spliced from 13 exons. Bases 393 to 2978 code for a protein of 861 amino acids. The record is from RefSeq and is a predicted model, not a curated record.